AUGGGUAAUCAUUUAGCUCAUCCAAAUCUGAAAACUGGAGACCCAGGAUUUGAAGCAUGGGAUCAAAAAGACUCAAGAAUCAUGGCUUGGAUGUGGACAACCAUGAUUCCAGAGAUCCGUAGAACCUGUUUGUAUCUUUCUAGAGCUAGAGCAAUUUGGGAAAAUUUAUAUCAGACUUAUUCAAGAGCAAGAGAUGCUGCACAGCUUUAUGAAUUAAAGUUAAAGACGAUGACUACGAGGCAAGGGGAAAAAUCAAUGACAGAAUACACGCAUAAAGUAAGAACAUUAUGGCAAGAAUUUUAUCAAUACAAAAUUGCUGAUAACACAAUUGAUUUUCAUCUCACGUAA
Molecule: messenger RNA, 348 nt
Organism: Spirodela intermedia
Lineage: Eukaryota; Viridiplantae; Streptophyta; Magnoliopsida; Alismatales; Araceae
Source: the annotation of a GenBank genome assembly